AUGGCCCAGGAUAUUCUAAGUAUCGGAGGUGAGCCCGUCUUCGACGAUCGUAUUGUUAAAAUCGAAACUCACACUUACAAUCCGUAUGCAAACACCACUUUUGAAUAUAGCGAUAAGAUACGCAUACCGAUACAGCAGCAGGAUUUGUAUACUCUGCCAUGUGAGAGUUUUCUGUACGUCGAGGGAAAGUUUUCGCUAAAACAGAUUAACACGCCGUCAACAUCGAAAGAUAAGGAUAGUUUGACAAUUACGCCAAUGAGAAGAUUUAAUAAUUGUGUAGCGUUUAUGUUCGAUGAGAUUCGAUAUGAACUCGAUGGCGUAGAGAUCGAUAGAAAUAGAAACGUAGGUAUAACGAGCACAAUGAAAAAUUAUGUAUCGCUAACAGACGAACAAAGCAGAACAUUGAAAAACGCGGGAUGGGACAUCGCAAUGCAAUGGACUGCAGAGGAAUUCAGCUAUUAUGUACCUCUCAAUGUUCUUCUAGGAUUUUGCGAAAAUUAA
This is a messenger RNA of Solenopsis invicta (red fire ant), 501 nucleotides long. RefSeq lists its product as uncharacterized. The record is from RefSeq and is a predicted model, not a curated record. Lineage: Eukaryota; Metazoa; Arthropoda; Insecta; Hymenoptera; Formicidae. The transcript has a single exon. Bases 1 to 501 code for a protein of 166 amino acids.